UGAAGAACGAAAAACAAGAUGGUUCCUGAUAUCACUCUUUCACAUUAUUUUGACUUUUCAUUUUAAUUUGCCCGUGGUUCUGUCAAGAUAGACCUAAGUUUCAGUGAGGUCACUAUGUCCUAUAGAGAAGCUUAUAGAGAAUAUGGUCAAUUAUCUACUGGUGGUCCUUCAUCCUUAGAUGGUGUCCCUAUUGUUAUCGCUGAAAAAUACAGACCUCCUGCUCGGGUUCUUCUAUCGUCUGCUGCUUUUGAGCCAAGGCACGUCUGCGAUGUUCUUGAAGAUGAGUAUGACUUCAAUUUGGAGGCCGCAGUCCUGGAGAAGUAUGCGUCCAUGGUGGAGGCAGAGGCUGCCGAGGACCGAGCCAAGGUCGAACAGAUCGGUUCAACCAUUGAGGACUUUUCCCGAGCAAUGACUCUCGAGAACACAGCAAAUCUCAAUGAAUCUGAUGAAUUCGAUGGUUCUGCUGGAGUACCGCAUAGUCUCCCUUCAGAGCCUACUCACGCAGAACAAGGGACAUCUUAUGAGAACAAUUCUAGUUCCUUUGCUCGACAAGACAAUUUAAAUCCAGCAGUCACUGAUCAGAAUGCCUCUAAGGCCUUUGUCCUGCCUUUCAGUUCAACUAUCUUACAACCAACGCCCAUUAUUCCAGCUAGAAGGGCAACUCCUAAACAAGAGACAAAAGCCUUCAGAAUCCGGGAUUUUGAAACAGUUGAAGAUCCAUUUGAUGACCUUGAACUGGAGGUUUUGGAUGACAUGGCAGAAUUGGGGAAGGUCUUACAAGUAGCUCAGACACAGCACACAAAAUCUCCAGUGGAGGACACGAGUGCCACAUCGCCAUCUUUAGUCAAUGGAGAUGAACCACCAACGUCUGCCACUCAAGCUGCUCCAGACAUCCAACCCUCUCCAGAGCCUGGUGGAAACGUUACUCGCCAGCGCCGAAUCUCACCUCAACCAGAAAUCAAUACGGCUGGCCAAAGUGUUUCAUUUAGCUUGAACAAUGCCAAUGCAGAGCCUCCACCCACUCACGGUUCUCAUGUUAUCCAAGGACAACAACCUUCAAGUUUUAGUGGUGAACAUGUUAAUGACAAAACGAGCAGAUUGAGCAAUGAUGGUAUAAAACAUGGUGCUGUUACUAACGUCUCUGCGAGAACUGAUCGCUACUCGUUGCCGAAUAUCAGUGCUAAUGUUGUUUUACAUCGUGGAAUAGGAUCAAAAGGCAAUCCCUUGCCACCUAUCGGAUCUGCGGGUGGCCUGCCUAAAAUACCAGACAGGAACAUUCAAAAUGGACCGAUGUAUUCACAAGACAGUAACUUAGAUAACUUUGCAAAGUACAGUAGUUUUGAUCGAGAUUCAAUUCCAACUAUUGCCACCCGGAACAAUUUAAAUCCAUAUGUGCGGCAUUCCAUUGCAGCCACUGAGGAUUUAUUACCAUCAGUAAAAGACCCGAGUCAUAUCAUGGCUCAGUCUUUUAAUGCCUCCUGUUCAUAUGGGCUGACUGGUCCAAACUGUGAAUACCACAAAGAGGAUUACUCUACGAGGCCACUGUCUGGUCUCCGUAGUGCCAGGAGUACCCCAGAUAUAUCAAAGUUGGAUGACGGUUCGAAAGCUUCUUAUCUCUUGUCACAUUCGCCUCCCCCUCGACCCUCGAAUCAGCAGGUAGGUUCAAUUGAUACCUGGAACAGAUACUCGCCACUUCCACCCUCCACGAACAUGAGAAACAGCGUCUCAGAUACAAGUCGUGGCAGUACCCCGACGAGUUCCGAGAGUCCCACAGCGUCACUUCCUGACCCGUUUGCCAGGCUUUCACGGGAGGAGCAACAGUUUACGAUGUCAAUCACUGACAUGGGAUUUCCGAGGGCACAGGUGGCAAGGGCUGUGCAGAAACUUGGUGCUGAUGGAAAACAGGUUGUUGACCAUCUUUGUCAGGUGACCAGAUUAGCGGAGAAUGGCUUCUCCACAGAAGAUGCAGAAACGUCCUUGCUUCUUUUUGAUAAUGAUCUAGAAAAGGCCCAGAAUUACCUGGAACUUCAGUCACAAUUCCAAGAACUUGGAUUUGAUCACGAGAAAGUCCGAGAAGCGCUAGUGAUGCAUGAUAACAAUAGAGACAAGGCAUUAGAUUAUCUCACAGCAUGACACUGGCACCUUGUAGAUGUCGUGGCCGUGAUUUAGUCUAUAUUCAUGCACCCUGUGUCUUGCUCUGUCAAACACGAACCAAGUGAUUGGCAACAUUAGUCAGCUGUAAAAAGUGCUAUGUUAUCACUAAUAAGAUCUGUAGCAGUAACCUCUCGAACCUUCGCUCAUGCAGGAGGAUAUAAUGACUGUCACUGGGGUAUUGCAUCGCAACGCGGCCUGUUACAGUGGAGUGAUGAUAUGUGUACCCUAUUGGAAUCCUUCUUGGAGUAAACUGCCAAGGAAUUGGGGAGAGUUUAUUUGACACUGUAUAAGUAUAGAUGUCUAAAUCAUGUUUGACCUGUGAAGUGUAGGUUUUAUUUCAAUUCUUAUGAUUGCAUGUAUUUGUGUACAUAUGAUAUGUGGAAUUUUGUACAAAUUACAGUCAGUUGAGAUUUCCAAAGCAGGACAAUGCCUACAAAUGAGUCCCUUAUAGAGACUCACAUUGUACAUUACAUUGCCAGAUAGAUUUUUAAAAACAUUGAUUGCCUUUGGUCAGCCGAUGCUGAACUUAGUAAUCUAUUAAGUGCUGUGAUAAUUAUUUUGUUGUUCCGUGUUGUCUCGUAACUUGUUAAAGAGCAGAGGGCAAUCAGGUUUUUCACAGUGUUGCUGGUUUUGAUCAGUCGGGAAAUGGUUGCCAGUAUGUUUUUAGUGUUCACCUGAUCCUCUCUACUCUUGUAUUACCCUGGACUUGUGUUGUCCUUUGUGCUUUUGUCAUUGUGAUGUCAAUGCUGCAUGAUGAACAUAGACUUGGUCCUCACAAACUGCAUUGUAACAUUUGUACAGAUGAUUUGAAGUUGAACAAAGGUUUUCAGGGGGAUGCAUUCACCUCUUCCCAGAAGAGUCCCUUUUGUGGUGAAGAGGCCAAACUUAGCUGAUAUCGGAAAAAUCAAAAGCUGACUUAGGUUGUCAUUUUGUUUCCCCACACCAAGAGCUCCACAACUGUUUAAUGAUGAGACUGUUUUCCUUUCUGAUCAUCAUUGACCUCAGCUUUGCACUCCUGUUAAACGAUGCACAUGGUUGGGGGAUGAGAGGGGAUUGGGAUCUCUGGUGAUCAUAUGAGGUGCCUGUGGUGUACCGAACAGACUUGUCUGUGGUAUGUACAUGUAGUGAUGAAAAUCAUGAAGCAGUGGGACUCCAGCAGAUGUACAUUUGACCUGAAGCUUGUAAUUAUUAUUUCUUACGCUUGUAAAUCUUAUCUUGUAUGUGCUUUGGAUCGAAAGCACAUGAAAUGUUAUGCCAAGGAUGAUUAUCAACUUCGGUACUGUACUGCUUUUUGCUGAUGCAAUAAAUAGAAAGGUCAUUGAAAUGCUUUUCCAUUAUUGUUUUCAAGUGUGCAAUCCAAGACAUUUUC
This is a messenger RNA of Lineus longissimus, 3523 nucleotides long. RefSeq names its product ubiquitin-associated protein 1-like. The record is from RefSeq and is a predicted model, not a curated record. Gene Ontology annotation, molecular function: ubiquitin binding. NCBI's taxonomy places the organism in Eukaryota, Metazoa, Nemertea, Pilidiophora, Heteronemertea, Lineidae. The transcript has 8 exons. Gene Ontology annotation, cellular component: ESCRT I complex. Gene Ontology annotation, biological process: ubiquitin-dependent protein catabolic process via the multivesicular body sorting pathway. Bases 115 to 2133 code for a protein of 672 amino acids.